CAAAUCAAAAGAAUCGAUUCAGUUUCUACCUUGCUCCAUUAGGAUUGCUAUUUAUACCCGAUGAGUAUACAUGUUAGCCGUACCUACUGGACAUGUCCAAUGCAAUAUGACAGCCGUUUUUUAACACAGUAACUGUAUUUUGGUGUUGCAUGCUCUUUCACUUUCGUUCUGUUCAAAGCGGUCUCUGUUGGAUGCUCUGAUAUAUCCAAUCCAAAUAUGGGUUGAGACAUUUUUGCUUUUUAAUUUGCGCACUCAACCAUAACUGGUUCGUGUUCAGUUCAUUAACUUGGGAUUAUUAAUUAGAAAGAUAAAACUUGACUUUACUAAAAAUGAAGUAGAUAUUAUAUUGCUAUAUUAGUUAACCGGUUGGCCUCUCUCUUUCCCUUUUCGUCGAAGGAGGAGGAUGGAUGACUAAGAAGCUACGUAGAGUAUCUCUCCUUCAAAGCAACAGAAAAACUUCUUCAGAAGAAAGCUUCAAAUACCACAAAGGAAUGCACCAUACCAGAGUACUUCCUCUUCUAUUCCUUGAGUAAGCUCCAAGACUCCACCUUCUACACCUCAUCCUUUAUUCUCUUUUUUUUUUUCUCUUCAUCUUCUACUCUGUACUUCUGUCCCACAAGGCACGCUAUAGUACCACUGACAAUACUGUUUGCUCCUCCGCCAUGGAGAAACAUCAAUAUGUAUUCUUGCUUUUCUUCUCUAUAAUUAUAGUCUCGCUGGGCCUCGUUUCUUUCGUCUCUUGUAUCAUCGCCGAGUCCAAGAAAGUCGAGAAGGAAGAUGUCAAGUUGGAUAAUAAACUUUGUUAUUUGCCUGAAAGUAGGGCUUUGGGGUUUGGAAUUGCAGCACUGGCAUGCUUGAUCGUUGCUCAAACCAUAGGGAACGUGGUAAUUUGCUGCAAUUUGUGCUUGAGAAAGGAUGGAGAUACUUGCAAGGCUAGGAAAGCAAAGACUGCCACAGCAUUUCUGGUUUUGUCCUGGGUCAGCUUCGGGGCUGCAGCCAUAUUAUUAAGCACAGCCACAAGCAUGGGCAGAGAGCAGGAGUAUGGAAAAGGAUGGCUAGACCAGGAGUGCUACCUGGUUAAAGAUGGAGUCUAUUUUGGGUCAGGUUUUCUGGUCCUGCUUUCUAUAGCAGCCACACUUGUCUCGGUCCUAUUCAGUAUCAGAAAAACACAGGGUGAACAAGGAAGAAAAAUACAUGCACAAGUUGUAUAAAAAUGAGAUAAGAUAUCUAAACCAUUUUUUGUGGACAGAGCCAAUCAACUGCCGAAACGCAUACAUACCCUUUUUGAGGCCAAUUCAGAUUAUUUUAUACUGAGAAAAAAGAAAUUGAAGUUACACAAUCACACAGUUUUUAAUUGAUCA
Molecule: messenger RNA, 1361 nt
Organism: Ricinus communis (castor bean)
Lineage: Eukaryota; Viridiplantae; Streptophyta; Magnoliopsida; Malpighiales; Euphorbiaceae
Product: protein MODIFYING WALL LIGNIN-1-like
Exons: 3
Coding region: 663-1211 (182 amino acids)
Source: RefSeq, a predicted model, not a curated record